AUGAAAAACAGUGGGAAGCCAUUCAACAAAGGAAAGUUUUCAUCCUCCAAGGGUGAUAGAAAGGAGUUUAAGAAGAAAGAUGGGAAAGAGUUUCAAUCCCCUCAAGGAAUUGUGUGUUAUGAAUGCAAUGGCCAUGGACAUCUCAAGAAGGAGUGUCCCAACUAUUUGAGAGGGCAGGGCAAAGUGUUUGCUACUACCCUUAGUGAUUAUGACAGCUCAAAUUCAAACAUGGAAGGAGAACGUGAUAGUGAAGGAAACUACAGAGUAUUCAUGAAAAUUGCCUCUGUUGAUUCUAAGAAUGAUUUGAGCAAUUUGGUUGAUGAACUUGGUGAUCUUUUCGAAGAUGAGGAAAUUGAAGAAUUGAAAGAUGAAGAUGUGUACCAAAAUGAAGGGGAAAUCAACCUACAAGAAACAUAUGAUUCUCUGCUAGAAGAUUGUGGCAAAUAUGCCAAAGUUGAGAAUCAUGUUGUGAAAAAGAUGAAAAAGGUUGAAGAAGAGCAUAGGUGUAUAGUUAUGCAACACAAGGAAGCAAAGUGUGAAGUGGAAAGACUCAAGGGAGAGUUGGUUGAAGCUUACUCUAAGAUCAAGUUCCUUGAACUUGAAAUUAUCCAAGCUAAUGUCAAGGUCGAGCGCAUCUCCACCAAGAAACUUGACAAUGUGUUGUCCUCUCAAAAAUCUUCACAUGAUAAGACCGGUUUGAGCUAUACUGGAGAAGGAAGUUCGAGCAGCGAACCCAAGAAGGAAGUGAAGUUCGUUUUAGCCAAGAAUAUUGAGAAACUUAAAGAAGUGAAGCCUGAGAUUGAGACCCCUACUGUAGUAAAGAGAACCAUUGGUGCAAAGCCAACAAAAAAAGGGAAGUCAUUGCCCAGAAAUCAAAGGGGGCCUCAAGUAAAGCAUCUAUGUCAUCAUUAUGGCACACAAGGGUAUACCAAGCCUAACUGUUUCAAGCUUCAUGCACUCAAGAAGGCUGAUUACAUGCGUGGUCAAGAAAGUUCAAAGAAAAGACCAAAGGGAGCACAAGCUAAGGGAGAUAGUAAGGAAUGUCUCAUAGGACACGUUAUGGAGAUGUUGAAAAACAUAUCACUGUGGCUUGCUAGCUUCACUCCGAGGUUUGAAAGUUAUGUUGGUCGUACCUCGCCAUCUAAGGCUGUCACCCAACAUACUUGUAAAGAGUGGGUGAAGAAGGGUACUUAUGCAUGA
This is a messenger RNA of Quercus lobata, 1200 nucleotides long. RefSeq lists its product as uncharacterized. The record is from RefSeq and is a predicted model, not a curated record. The transcript has a single exon. The coding region runs from base 1 to 1200 and encodes 399 amino acids. NCBI's taxonomy places the organism in Eukaryota, Viridiplantae, Streptophyta, Magnoliopsida, Fagales, Fagaceae. Gene Ontology annotation, molecular function: zinc ion binding; nucleic acid binding.